Molecule: messenger RNA, 1566 nt
Organism: Trypanosoma conorhini
Lineage: Eukaryota; Euglenozoa; Kinetoplastea; Trypanosomatida; Trypanosomatidae
Exons: 1
Source: RefSeq, a predicted model, not a curated record
GAACACGUGGAGCGGUUUGCGAGGCGCUGGUGGCGCUACCGAAUCGAGUCGAGGCUGCUGCGGUGCCUCGCUGACGAGGCGGCGAACACAGGCGACAACCACGACAGCCGCGGUUCCGGCAGUCACGGGGAGGACGCUUUUAGGGAGAAUAUCUUUUAUCUGAAGAAGGGUCUUGCAGAAGCCGACACGAGAACAGCAAUGGCGGUGAAGCCGCGCGCCACACUGAUCCCCCAGACGCGUCAGUUGGCCGCUCAGUGCAUCGCUGCGACAACUGCGCCAAGUGCGGCAUCGGGGGAGGCGCGGCAUAUUCCGGCCGUUUCCAUUCCACCAACGCUGCCGCUGGCGGUACGACAACUUGACACGCGCGAGCCGCAGCUGUGCCCUCGCGCCUCCCCCGAGCAACCGCGGGGCGAGGGAGACGAAGGUGGUACAACAACAACAACAACAACAGCAGCAGCAGCAGCAGAGGAGGUGUCGUCACUGAUGCCUCCUCUCAACACCAUGGCGGGCGUUUCCUUCACCCUGCGUGUGUGCAAGUCGGCGUUUGUGGAGCUGGCCGCAGCGCACCUGUCGUCGUGCCGUGCGGAAUUUCGGCUGCCUGUGCGAUGCCUGUGGCACCCGUCGGAGCGGCGAGUUGAUAUCUCCAUUGAAAAGCCGCUACCGGGUCAUCGCGAGUCGCGGCGCAACAUCAACGCGGCGGCGCUCAAGCGUCUGGUGGACGGCGAGCCGCGUCUGCCGUCGAACAGCCGCUGCAGUGUACGGGGCCGGCAGAAGGGCAAGUGCUGCGCGGAAGUCUCGUUCGGCGCCGAGUUUGCCUUUCACCUUCUCUCCAACUGCGUCUUCGACUUGACCCAUCAGUGCCCCGUCUUCCGCAUGAUAAAGAUGGAGUACAACUGCAAAGGCUACAGCACCGUCCCUGACGACGAGAAGACGUUUCACUAUGAAGGCUUUAGCAAGCGGGAGGUGGUGCGCAUGUGGGUACUCCUGCACUGCAACCCCACCGCCGUUCUCUACGUCUACCGCAUCAACGCCUACUCCAGUGCGGUGAUGGGCAUUGAACAGUUUUCCUCCGUGUCCUUCAUGAGUCAGGUGAUGGGGUCGUGGGCGGGUGACGUGGAUGUGCAGCGCAGUUGGGGCUGCCUUUGCGAGGGGCUGCGGAGUACAGUUUCCGCCGUUGUCCGGCGAAUGCCGCCCGCGGACGGCGCGAGCGGCGCCACCUUCAUUCUUGCCAAGGAAAAGGAGGACGGGAAUGUGUCGCUCUGCUCCGUGAAGGCCUGUUAUCCGCAGCAGGUGGUCCUUGAGGAGGCUGUGGCGGCCUUUAUUGAGCCCAGCAGCCGCACGGUGUGUCGACGCGAAUACCUGCCGCCCUGCGUCUGGCCCUUUCCCGACCGCAUUCCCUACACCUACGCCCCGGCGCCGAAGUCGUGCUACGUCGUCAACCGGACGACGGAGGCGCGGCACGACUCCGCGUACUACGCCAAGCACGACGUCUGGGAGCACGAGUCACGGUACUACGCGGUGGACGAGCACGGGGCUGUCCGGGAGCUGCAGCCGGCGAGUUCGUAG